AUGAAAUUGACAUCAUUAUCUCGUUUAAAACUUAUUAAUAUUGCAAUAUUCUUAUCAAUUCUUACAAUUUUAUGGAGUUUAGCUGAAGGGACAGUCUCAGUGUUUUUCGGUGCAGAACAUGAAUCAGUCAGUUUGCUUUUUUUUGGAAUUAAUUCUUUCGUUGAAGUUGCUUCUUCAUGUGUGGUGUUAUGGAGAUUUUUGAAAAAAGGUUCAGGCUUUCAUAAAGAAGGUUCUACUGAUAACUUAAUAGCUAUUGAAAGAAAGGCAACAAUUGUAAUCGGUACAUUAUUUGCUAUACUUGCUAUUGGAACAUUUGCGGACGCAAUUUAUACUUUAGUGAAAAAUGGAAAACCUGAUACAGCUUUGGCAGGUUUAAUCAUUUCAUCUAUUUCAAUAUUUUUUAUGGCACUUCUUUGGUUUUCAAAACUCUUAAUUGCUAAACUGCUUAAUUCUUCGUCAAUGAUGUCUGAUGCAAAGUGUACUCUAUCAUGUAUUAAAGUUACCCUUGUUAUAUUUUUUGGUAGCUUGAUCUAUUCUGUUUGGAGUGGUGGUUGGUGGAUAGAUUCUGCUUCUGCUUUAAUUUUAGGGUUAUUUUUUGCAAAAGAAGGAAUAGAAAUGAUUCUUUGGGCGAAAAGUAAAGAUUUCGAUGGUGGUUGUUGUAAAAAUGAUUCCGUCAAAAAUAAUAACCGUGAUGAUAAUUAUUGUGGGAGUAUUAAUGAUUGUAAUAACAAAGAAUGUAAAAUCACAAUAUCAUCUUGA
Molecule: messenger RNA, 759 nt
Organism: Dentiscutata erythropus
Lineage: Eukaryota; Fungi; Glomeromycota; Glomeromycetes; Diversisporales; Gigasporaceae
Source: the annotation of a GenBank genome assembly